Messenger RNA from Coccidioides posadasii C735 delta SOWgp, 1305 nucleotides. RefSeq lists its product as uncharacterized. NCBI's taxonomy places the organism in Eukaryota, Fungi, Ascomycota, Eurotiomycetes, Onygenales, Onygenaceae. The record is from RefSeq and is a predicted model, not a curated record.
AUGCCAAGGCAGCAACACCUGCACAGUCUUGUCUCAUGCCUUGAUUCUCAUGUUCAGCCCCCUUUCGGUAUCCCGGUGGCUACCGUUCGCCAUAUUGAGGCUAGCUUCGAGUUUAUGCUAACAGAGUCGGACUCUUUGGGGUUUGCGCAAAAUUGCUAUGACCUUGGACGGUACCCGGCUGCUAUCCCCACCGAUGUGUGUACUCGCAGCGGACCGCUCUUUCAUUAUUCCCUGGGUGAUAACGCGGAAGGAUCGUUGUCAAAUCCGGAUGAAGACUGGAUCUCGCUCGAAAAUGAUCCUACCUAUUCGAGCCAAAGGUCGAUCUCAAGUUAUAGCUCAGAUGGCUAUGGCACAGUGGCUCAUUUAGAAACAUCUGAGACCGGGUUUCCAAUCAAAACGGUCCGGUGCUACGCUUCCUUGCUAGAUUUAGGACUCCGCAACUUCCUAUGCCAUCAGCCUUUCCGACUCGAGCCCGACGUCGAGGGCGGAAAUACAAAUGAGAAUCCCGAUGUUCUCUCCAAUCUUGCAUCUCGUAUACUUAACCUGGAAUAUAAUCGUGCUAUUGCGCAACGGAUAUCUUUGAUCCCAGUGAUAGCAAAAGGGAUACAUUCCCUGUUGUCGACUACCCAAUCACCGGAACUCAAGUCAAGGCUUGGUAGUCUUGCCAGGACAUACUUCGACAGAUAUUGCCUCCAGGAUUCCAGUGUAUCGGGGACCACCAACCCUACCCCCGAUACCAGGACAAUAUUGAAAUGUCUUCUCUGGACAAACGCACAAAAUGGCCUAUCCAGCUCGGAUCUGAUGAGCAAGCUCAGCCCGUUGCAAACUGGCAUACCUUGUUCUAUAUCGCCUUCGAGGGGGUGGACUCACUAUGACUCCUUGCCCGAAACAAAACCUACCAUGGACACGCCUUUCGAAGUAUUUGCACAGUGUCUCUUCGACGACGGAGGAAGAGAUGAGGAAGAGCUUUUCUUUAACCAUCUCGAUACGUCUGACGGAAACCAAUCGUUGGACGGGCUUCUCGAAGUAGCAACGCAAUCGCCUGCCCAAUUCUCAUCACCUAUGCUCGACGGCGCCGUUGUUGAUGAAACCCUGGAAUAUGAGAUCGAGAUGCUCGAUCAAUCCUCGCAGCCGUCGCUUUCCCCCAAAUUUCCUACUUCUUUUGCAAAUUCAGACCCAAUCUUAGAUGAUGAGGACGAUGGGCAUAUGAGAAUAGAUGCAGACCACGAUAUCAGCUUCAACAACAGCUUCAGCAGCAAUAUCACCCACUUUCCUGUGUGUAGUAAUGAAGAAAUGCUCUUCUAA